AGUGGAGGGAUAUCAGCCCUUACAGGAUAAGCCAGCUGCAGAUCUGAUGAAAGCUCACAAGCUCCUGGGAUAUCUCAACAAUGUUAUUAAAAUUGAUGUUUCGGAAGGGAAGCUGGUAGAAAGAGACCCUUCCACCUGGCAACUCCAGGGGGAACCAACAAUACUCAUCACCCUGGCACACAUUUUUAAUAAUUUUGCCCCUCUUAUGUGCAAAGUGUACUUAGUGGAAGAUGUGCUCAUGAGUUUCCUGCUUGGCAUCUUGGAAGGGGGAGGAGCUGUAGAAGUACACCCCCUUAUUCAGCAGUUACUGGAUCUUAUGUGGCUUCUCAUGGAGGAUUAUGAAGUUCAUGAAUGCCUCAAGCAGCUGUUGAUGUCCCUGCUCAGAGCAUACCGCUUUUCUCCCAUCGUUCCUGAUCUUGGCUUACAGAUCCAUUAUCUUCGCCUUACUAUUGCUAUCCUAAAACAUGAGAAAUCCAGGAAAUACUUGCUCAAUAAUGUCUUAUUUGAUGUUCUUCGCUCAGUGGUAUUUUUUUAUAUCAAGUCCCCUUUACGUGUGGAGGAGGCUGGCUUACAGGAAUUGAUACCUACCACCUGGUGGCCAAAUCGCUUCAACAAGGAGGGCAAAGAGAGGAAAGAAGUAAAGAAUGAGAGUUCUGAAGAAAGACUGAGGAGGAGAGCAUAUGAGAGAGGGUGCCAGCGGCUUAAAAAACGCAUUGAAGUGGUGGAAGAACUCCAAGUGCAGAUACUGAAGCUGUUGUUAAACAAUAAAGAUCAUGGUGUGCGUCCCGCUGCUGCACUGGCAAUUGGGGGAGCCUUGGCCAGGCCCAGCUGGCUCAGUUCUCCCACUUUAGGGCGAGCUAACCGUUUUCUCAGUACUGCAGCUGUGAGCCUGAUGACCCCAAGAAGAUCACCAAGUUCUAUAGAGAAGGUUAAAGUCCGUACAUUGAACAUGGAACAACGAACAGAGGAGGACAUUGAAGGUAGCCGUGGAAAUGAGGGUCUUCUAUUGGGGAAACCUACAGAAGAGCCAGAUCAACCAAUAACCAAGAAUUCUCUCCUGGAAAUCUUGGACGGAAUCGUCAUGAUGUACAACCUCAGCGUGCAUCAGCAGCUUGGUAAGAUGGUAGGUGUGUCUGAUGAUGUGAAUGAGUAUGCUAUGGCAUUGAAAGAUACUGAAGAAAAGAUCAGCCGAUGCCCAGAAAGGAGAAGAGAUAUCUGUGAAGAAUUACUGAAGAGUCAAAAAGUUUUUUCUGAGAAGCUGAAUCACUUGAGUCGCCGACUUGCUUGGAUCAAUGUUACUAUUUAUUCAAAGGAGAAGAUGCAAGAUAUAUACUGGUUGUUACGGGUGUGCAUUCGUACAAUUGAACAUGGAGACAGAAUUGGCUCCCUCUUCGCAUUCAUGCCUGAGUUUUACCUGAGUGUAGCAAUGAAUAGCUACAGCGCUCUGAAGAACUACUUCAGUCCUGUAAACAGCAUGGAAGAACUUCCAGGCUAUGAAGAUACCUUGAUGCGCCUCGCUGCCAUUUUAGCCAAGCAUUUUGCUGACCCAAGAAUUGUAGGCACAGACAUUAGAGACUCCCUAAUGCAAGCAUUAGCCAGCUACGUUUGCUAUCCCCACUCACUUCAGGCUGUAGAGAGAAUUCCAGAAGAUCAACGAAUAUCCAUGAUGAGGAAUCUGCUGGCCCCAUAUGAGCAAAGACCUUGGGCACAGACUAACUGGAUUCUUGUACGACUGUGGCGUGGCUGUGGAUUUGGAUACAGGUACACACGGCUUCCUCAUUUGCUGAAAACCAAACCGGAAGAUGCCAAUCUGCCAAGCUUGCAAAAGCCAUGUCCAUCCAACUUGCUGCAGCGACACAUGGCAGAUCUGUUACGCAGUGACCAAGAAAUGGCACCUAGUUUCCUCAAUAGUGUCCUUAACCAAUUAAACUGGGCCUUCUCAGAGUUUAUUGGCAUGAUUCAAGAGAUCCAACAAGCUGCAGAACGCCUAGAAAGAAACUUCGUAGAUAGUCGCCAGUUGAAGGUGUGUGCAACUUGCUUUGAUUUGUCAGUGAGCCUUCUCAGGGUCUUGGAAAUGACUGUCACGCUAGCUCCGGAGAUCUUUUUGGAUUGGAAUCGUCCUUCUUCAGAACUAUUACUCAGGAGACUUGCACAGUUAUUAAAUCAGGUGCUAAAUCGUGUAACAGCUGAGCGGAACUUGUUUGACAGAGUGGUGAAUCUUCGGCUGCCUGGACUGGAAAGUGUAGACCACUAUCCAAUCCUUGUUGCUGUGACAGGAAUUUUAGUCAGGCUCCUUGUUGAUACUGAUUUCCAAGGGGCUGAGCGAGGAACGGCUGUGCUCCUGGCAGAUCCUUGUUUUCAGCUCCGUUCUAUUCAGUACUUAUUGGGUCACACGGAGCCUUUAGUCCUGGGAAUGACAUCAUGUUCUGCUGACAAGAAACAUUUCUCCCUGCAGACCUACACUGAUUGUAUCAGCCAAGAAGAGUUAGCCAAGGUGGAGCAAAUGCUUGGCCACCUCAGUGAAGAAUCCAAGCAAGCUGCAGCUGCCACUUUGCCCACUAGUGAAGAAGACUUGUGUCCAAUCUGUUAUGCACAUCCGAUCUCUGCUGUAUUUAAGCCAUGCUCCCACAAAUCAUGCAAAGCCUGCAUCAACCAGCACCUGAUGAACAAUAAGGACUGCUUCUUCUGCAAAGCCACCAUCACAGGAGUGGAUGACUACAUUAAACCAGCCACCUCCUAGCGCCUGGACCCUGCAGGGCAGGGGCCGCAUGCCUGGGCAGCUUCUCCCUAGAGGACUCUUCCCCCCUCCAAGAGCAUCUCGUCAAAGGUGGCUGUUUUUCAGCACAGCUGAGUUCAGUUUUAUGACACCUCUUGCAGGACACACACAUCUGUAUGCAUCAUCCAGGCCAAAUUGUAUUCUUCUAUCCUACUGAAUUUAGGUACACUUCCUGUUGCUGUCAUUUGACUCCAAACCAACAGGUAUUGGGCUUUUCCUAUGGAUUACGUACAUAGGGGCUUAACGUGGUCAGGUUCUCUACCUCAGCCUGAAUCCAUAGUUCUUAUCCUGCAUCUACCUUAGGAAGUGUGUCUUGUACUGUAGCUGGGACACAUCCUCUUUGAUGAGGUGCUCUCCAUGGUAGAGUAAAAGUGGAUUCUCUGCAGCCAGCAUCUCUCCUGUGAGUCCAGCUACUCACUAGCCAAGUGUGUUCUGGCUGCUGCUGCUACAGCAGCAGCACUUUGCUGUUUGACAGUGCAUGUGUAGCUAGAGUUGGUUCAAAUAUUUGUGUGGGCAUACCCUGCAGACACCAUUCACCUGUAGCACCUGAUGUGAUAGUUCUGGAGAUUGCCAAGCAAUACUCUACUGUGCAGUCAAAGGCGGCGCAUUUGAGUGAAGGAUUGUGGCACCUAUCUGCCUAAAAAUUUGAAUCUGCUCUUUGAGAGUCUGGCUCCUUUCCUUUGAAGGCAAAGUCAGCUGAAAAACAGACCCUAGGCCACACUCUGGUGGGGAGGGGCAGGAGGUGUCAAUGAUACAACAGAGGAAUAAAUGCAGCCUAGACCACAAGGAGUUUGAUCAUGGGAAAGGCCAGGUUCAAUAGGACCAAUAUUUGGUCCAUGUAUUAUAUAAGUGGUUGGGAGAAAUAUUGUUGAUAUUGUAGGCUACAGCAGAGGCGAACCUGAUUGCACUGCUAUCUUCCACCAGCAGAAAGUGCCUGUGGCACACACCCUAUACUGUGUGACUAGGUUGCCUGUACAAUCCAGGAGCAGACAAGGAUUUUUUUAAAAAUGUACUGUGUGUGACUUGUAUCCAGAAUGCUGGGGAGGGUAGCAAACAAGGAACUUAAUUUAAGUGCAUAUAGGGUUGUCUCUCUUCCCCUUCCCCUUCCAAAGUGGAAGGGGAUAUUACUUCCAUAAAAUAAAAUAUUAAAUUAUUAUUCCUUAAA
Messenger RNA from Thamnophis sirtalis, 3941 nucleotides. The record is from RefSeq and is a predicted model, not a curated record. NCBI's taxonomy places the organism in Eukaryota, Metazoa, Chordata, Lepidosauria, Squamata, Natricidae.